Scheffersomyces stipitis CBS 6054 is the source of this 1005-nucleotide messenger RNA. RefSeq lists its product as uncharacterized. The record is from RefSeq and is a predicted model, not a curated record. The coding region runs from base 1 to 1005 and encodes 334 amino acids. Lineage: Eukaryota; Fungi; Ascomycota; Pichiomycetes; Serinales; Debaryomycetaceae. The transcript has a single exon. Gene Ontology annotation, molecular function: oxidoreductase activity, acting on the CH-OH group of donors, NAD or NADP as acceptor.
AUGACUACCUCAGUUUUCGUUUCAGGUGCAACCGGUUACCUUGCCCAACAAAUUAUUGCACUUGUUCUCUCCAAGGGCUACAAGGUCGUUGGUUCGGUCAGAUCUGAAGAAAAGGGUGCAAACUUAAAAAAAUUGUAUGGUGACGAUUUCUCCUAUGAAGUUGUCAAGGUCUUGGAACAGAAGGGUGCUUUCGAUGAAGCCUUGAAGAAGCACCCAGAAGUUACAAUUUUCUUACACACUGCCUCUCCAGUUACCUUCGAAGUUGAAGAUACCGAAAAGGAAAUCUUGAUUCCUGCCAUUAAUGGAACAAAGUACGUCUUGCAAUCUAUCAAGGACGUUGCUCCUCAAAUCACCAGAGUUGUUUACACCAGUUCUGUCGUUGCUAUGAGCGUCCCAGAGGAAUUAGGUAGCCCAGAUGUGGUCCUCUCUGAAGCUUCUUGGAGUAGUCUCUCUUACGAGCAAUCCAAGACUCAUGGAGUUUUGGCUUACUUCGGUUCGAAGCAAUUUGCUGAAAGGGCUGCAUGGGAGUUUGUUGAACAGGAAAAGCCAAACUUUGCUCUCUCGACCGUAAACCCUGUCUACAUUUUUGGUCCUCAAGCUAAGGACGAGGAAGUUAAGGGUACCUUGAACCUUUCUGCCGAAAUGGUUAAUUCCGUAUUGAAGUUGAAUAAGGACGACGAUGUUCCAGCAACUACUGGUACUUUCAUUGAUGUUAGAGAUGUGGCUAAAGCUCACCUUGCAGCCUUCGAAAAGGACGAAGCAAAGGGUGAAAGACUUCUCCUCUCUAACACCAGAUUCAAUGGUCAAACUCUUUUGGACGUUGUUAGAAAGAACUUCCCACAACUUGCUGACAAGCUUCCAGUUGGAAAGCCACAUUCUGACGAUUUCUCUGCUUUUAAGGAAUGGAACGACAAGAAGACCAAGAAGAUUCUUGGAUUUGAAUACUUCGACUUUGAAACUUCUGUUGUUGACUCAAUCAAGCAAGUUUUGAAGGUACAAGGUUAA